CUCUCCCUCCCUAUAAAUGCCAAUCGACACCCACGAGAGAAGGCCCAUGACACAGCAGCCACCUCCCAUGACAUCUUCCUACAUGUCUACCUGAUUCCUAUCUUCUUCGGCAAAUCUGUAGCUGACCGAGUCGAAGUCCUCUAAGCCUUUUAUGCCGAGAAUAUAUCUACUAAGAUACAUAGUCUCUCCAUGGCAAGACACUUGUUUUCUUCACUGCCAAAAAAUGAAGAAGGCUGUUUCUUUCCUUGGCAGAUGAGUAUCGUUCUUGCAGCACUACCGAAGGCCAAAACCUUGGCUGUCAAGAAGACCAGACUCAUGUUUCUUGGGAUGCUGUCGAAGAGGAAGGUCCUAGCGAGUGCAAUCUCCAACAAGAUCCAUGCACUGAAGGGCCACGACAGAGGUGGAGGAUCUGGCCACGCUCUCGGGGGCUACAGCAAAGCGAUAGUGAUGUAUAAUGCUGCCAGAGAGGAGGUGUUCUCGAGUCCAGCUGAUCAUAGGGAGUCGCUCGAGUAUGUCGAAGAAGACGAGUAUCCUGACUUGGCACACACUCUCUUUGACUUGGACGAUGAACCGAUCGACAAUCCGUGCUCUGUCAUGGAUUUGGUUCGAGGCUCUGGAGAGGACGGCUUGGAAUUCAACCUCGAGAAUGAGAUCGAUCAUGUUGCCGAUGUAUUCAUAAGGAGAUUCCGCAGGGAGAUGAGGUUGCAGGAGCAGGAAUGAUUGAGAGGAGACCUCAGGAGAAGAGAGACUGCAUCAAGAUGAGCUACACGCUGAUCUCCAGGAGAAAAAGGUCAAAGAGAAGAGAAUCUGAAAUGAUAAUUUGGAUCGGCUUAUGAUUUCCAAUAUCUUCUUCCACGUUAAGCUGAACCGAAGAACAAGCUACAAGCAGCCAAAUUGCUACGUCCACAGAUUAUAUAUGCUGUCAACUUUAGUAUGCCUCUUAAUGGUGUUGAUGAUGAUCAUGUUUGAUACUUCAACAUGGUAUAAGAUCCUUAA
Messenger RNA from Musa acuminata subsp. malaccensis (wild Malaysian banana), 996 nucleotides. The record is from RefSeq and is a predicted model, not a curated record. NCBI's taxonomy places the organism in Eukaryota, Viridiplantae, Streptophyta, Magnoliopsida, Zingiberales, Musaceae.